Ixodes scapularis (black-legged tick) is the source of this 4906-nucleotide messenger RNA. Its product is annotated as centrosomal protein of 19 kDa. Bases 1 to 504 code for a protein of 167 amino acids. Gene Ontology annotation, cellular component: ciliary basal body; centriole; spindle pole. NCBI's taxonomy places the organism in Eukaryota, Metazoa, Arthropoda, Arachnida, Ixodida, Ixodidae. The transcript has a single exon. Gene Ontology annotation, biological process: microtubule anchoring at centrosome; trans-Golgi to periciliary membrane compartment transport. The record is from RefSeq and is a predicted model, not a curated record.
AUGAUGGCUUCUUCCACAAAAAUGGUUUUAAAAAAGAUUGGAAUACGAUUCAAGGGUCCUGCAUUGAUCGUGAUUUACGAAACGCCCAGUGGGAAGCUGCACCAAAGGACGAUGCCGAUUCGUGACAUGUCCAAGAACUCAAACGUCCGAAACGUCGCCGAAUCCCUUCGCGACCGGCACGCUGCGAUCUUCGGGAGUGCGUCGCUGGUGCAAGUGGAAAAAAUGCUGCGUCUCGCUCAGGAGAGCAUGAAGGGUAAAUCUCUGGACGAGUGCUUAGAAAUCGUCGCGAAAGAGUUCACCCUCAACCCCGAAGAAGAUCUCAACAAAGUGGACGACGACACGCUUCAGAGGAAAAAGGACCUCAUGAACCUCACCUUCGAAAAGAACUGCAAGAAACCCGGAGAUCCCGACUUCAAGUACGACGUCGAAGAGGAUUUUGACUUGGAAGGUGCCAUUGAGACGUCUGGAUGGGAUUCAGAAAAGGACGACGACUUUGGGUUCUGAGUCCUACACCCGUUCUCGUCAUAUGUCGCAGACAUCUGAUGUAAGGUUGUGGUGCUGCCGGCACGUGAAAAGGCACAAAACCCAAAGCGUGAAAGGUAAGACGUGCAAAAAAGAAGAGGAAAGGAAGCAGGCGACGUUUCGGGCGCAUCGUUCGCUUCCUUUGCGCGUCUUAUCUUUCACGCUUUUAGUUUUGUGCCUAUUUGAUGUAAGGUGUGCUUGGAUCGAUCAAUCGGACGAACCCAAGCCCUACGCGCCUCCUAUUGCUCCUAGUUGACCUGAAACCUUCUCACGGUAACUGAAUUCUUUCAUAUACCAAGGUUGGGAGUUUUGAGCAUUUUGAUUCUGCCAGUGGCUCCCUUACCAAAGUAGGGACAUUGUGUGGAUGUCUUGGGCCUUUGAAAGCAUGCCAAUCUUUGCAUAAGCACCUCUGCUCCGCUCCCCCCACCCCAGUUCGGAAGAAGCUAAUAACUUCUACUGGCCAUACGGGUCUAUGGCAUUGUGCGGUGUCCGCAAAAUGUUUUAUCAGAUGUAGUUUUUCAACUGCACAACUGGCCGUUCGUGGAUCCGAAUGUUGUCCAUUUCAGUCAACAAGAAUGGGAGAAACUGGCCUUGCCAAGCCUUGACUCUCAUCCUUAAACUGUUUGGUAUAUCCUUUGUGGUCACUCUAGUCGGUUACAAGUCAAGAAGAUAGUAGAAGCUCCUCCCACAAGCGUGAUGCGCCCGGUUCAAAUUCAUCUGUAGUAGAGAGAAUAGUUCACUGGAAACGACCCUUGUUCCGCAUCAAUGAAUAGAUAUUGGCUACAGAAUGAUGCCAACUUGUCUACAACCCCCACUCUUAAAGAAAGCGACCUUUGUAUUCAUUGGAGAAGGAACCGAGCUCCUGAAAGUGGGCUUUGUAUCCAUCGGAGGGGGAACCUAACCCCCCAAAGUCGUAUUUGUUUCCAUCGAAGGGGGGAAACUCUAACCUUCCUCUCGUGGCCUCCACAACGCUAAGUCAAAGUCGAAAGAUAAGGCAAAUAUUUACAGGAAGGCAAAACCCUCUCCCGCAUUGGUCACAACGUCACAAAAACGAUGGGACGCUAUUGGAUGCGGUGGUGGCAGAGGGAUGUAUGAAUCCCUUUGAGGGCCAUUUGCCGCUACCUUCUUGACCUGUAACUUACUAUAGCUAGAGUAACUGUAUAGGCUCUGCUUGCAGAGCCCCGCAAGCGGAGCAUAUACAGUUACUCUAACUAUAGCCACCUCUUGCUGGUCGAAUUUUGAGCUUAUGUUUCUUGUAUUAACACUGCCUGACCACCAGUGGUGUGGCUGCUAACUCUCUUCUCAUAUAGAUGCAGUAGAUAAAUCCUUGGAGCUAUGGUGAUAAUUAUGUACCUGUAACUAAUCUAGUUAUUUAUUUAUUUAUGUAUUUAAAGUGCCUCGCAGCAGCUGUUGCAUUUUGAUUUUCGUGUUAAUACAUCUUAAACCAUUCUGUCGCUGUGAAAAAUCAGUUAAGAUUAUAUUUCUGAGAAGGUAUUUUCAUUUCUCAUUGUGGGUAAACGCAAAGGAUAUCUGUGGGACACCUUGCACUAAUUUAGAGAAUUCUGCUCAUUUGAAAUGGUUUGAAAGACAAUCUAUGGCUGGUGUAGUAAGGCAAAGGAUUAGCGUUGUGCGAAUAUUCGAAAUUUCGAAUAUAUGUUUCGAAUAAUAGACUAUUCAAUAUUCACUUCGAAAAGAACUGCACUAUUCGCGUUUUUCGAAGUGUUGAUUGCGGUGGGUUAGCCCCUUUGAGUGCGCUUCUCUUUGAGAACUGGUGCCGAGAGGAGAAGCAAUACCCACGGAUGCGAGCUCCGUGGGUAUUGCUUCUCUGCAUUACAUCAGUGCUCGGUAAGAAGCGCACUCAACGGGGUAACCCACCGAGAUAAACACUUGGAAAAGUAUGAAUAUCGCAAUUGCGUGCUUGGAAGAAAAGCAUACAUUCAAAGCGGGAUGGUGCAUACGUGCCGGCUGUAUUUGGGAAUAAAUGAAAACUUAGUAAAAGUGCAUAUCUAUAUUGUAGUAAAAGUUCCAAAAUUAAACUGACAGUUAUGCAGGAGUAUAAUACUAUGGUAGGCCGAGAUGCCCUUUCAACCUGCAUUCAACAUGCGCAAUUAUUUCUUUUUUAACUCGAGGUUAAAGAAGGAAUAUUUUAUAUAGCAAGAUUUGUAAAUUCACUCAAUUGGGUAUAGCUGGCCAUCUCUUUGGGAUUCAUUUUUUGUCUAAUUCCUCGUUUAAUUGCCAUCCCAAAACAUGAGACCUUAUGAAGACACAGUUCAAAAAUAUGGAUAAACUUAGCUUAUCAAUGAACAAGUGGAACAACCUUCACAAGUUUAGCUGGGUUUUCGUCUAAGCAUUAUGCAAUGGUAGUGAAAUGCGUGGAAAAACUAUUUGAUAUUCAAAUCGAAAAUAUUCAGCCAAAACCAGUAUUCGCUUCGAACUCAAAAUCCACUAUUCGCACAAGACUACAAAGGAUACAUUAUUUAAUGAGGAGAUGCAGUUCAUAGGACACACAGUUAUGUAAGAAGUUUUAUUUCACAGCAGAAAUUUGUACACUUGUGAAACAAAUUAGAUGCAUAAAAGAAACUCGCAAACAACUCAAUCAAACUAAUAAAUAUGCUAGCUUCAUUCAUCAUGCACAAACGAAGCAAUUCUUUUUUGUUUCUCUCUCGAAGGCACUCUGGUUGGCAUAGUAUGUCUGUGCACUACGCAUGGGAAUCGCCGUCUCCCCACAGCAACUUUCUGGGAAAAAGUGAUGACAAAGAGCUAGAAGUUAUGCCAUUGUAUUUACAGUUUUCUCAUGGCAGCUUUUUUCUACUUAAGGUAAACUUCAUUUCUUAUACUCUGUUAAGCAAGCAAUGCAUACCCUACUUGCACUUUUAAAAGCAUGGUUUCCUUUUCCUUUAAAGACCAGUGGUUUCCAAGCAUUUUGAGUGGAGUGUCACUUGUAUUCUUGGUUCUCUGAAUAUAUUCUAGAUUGUAUUUUAAAAAGCUUAGAAUUAAAUACAGCAAGGGCUACUUCUCGUAGAGUUUGCCCAUACUUCGGUAAAAACAAAAAAUAUCUUGAAAGCAGCUAGCUUGUUAAGCAUAACAAAUUUGAUUCCCCUGCUGUGUUGCAUUUUUAUCUUCAGUUGUGAUACUGGGAUUUUCCUCGCAUCAAGUGAUUAUGCACUUGACCAAUUAAAUCUACACUUAGGGAAACAUAUAUUUUGUAGCCUGUGCAACCCAGUUUGCACUAAUGAAUAUAGUAGAAAAUAAUUAAACACUCGAGCAUCCCUGGAGGUGCAUGCUCCAGAGUUUGAAAACCACUGCUCUAUAGCCUAGAGUGGUCACUGCUUGCAACUCUGUAGUCUUAUAAAUAAAAGUUCUAGCAUUUAUAUCUCUGCAGAAACAUCCUAGAUGCUACAUACACUCGGACACAAAAAAUGAUUUGGUCAUAUUUACAUAUGAACAUUGUUUCAGCUAACUCUUUAACAAUGAGGCCGAUUGAUGCUUAAUUAAUAAACACAAAACUGGGAUGAAAAGAGGGAAAAACAUCUUUGUACUGAAUAACAAUUUGCAAACACUGACAAGCCGAAUGCAAACAAAGUGUUUAUGGGAGGACCUUAGUCUUAAUGUAUAAAAUGUGGCACAUCAUGUUCAGAAAAAAAAAAAAGAUGGUAGCAGACGAAUAUUAGUCAUUUAGUACAAAUGCCUACCUUUAAAAUCCCGAGCAAGCAUCCACUCAUAAUUUGAAGAUAAUCAUGUAAAAUUGGUGAAUGGGCACUCUUUAGGUCUACAAUAUGUAAAGAUAUCUCUUUUCUGUAUUUUCUGAAUGUUACAAAAUUGAGGAGUAGGCGCUUAAAAUAGAAUGGGCGGAUGCUCGGUAUUUUCCGGUUAUCUCCAGAGGCUGUUAGCUCUGUUAAAAUAGUAUUUGCUGCUUUUGUACCCUAAAAAUAUUCAACUGUUUGCUGCCAGUAGGGGACAUGGGUAUCACGAAAAGCAGGUUUCAUAAGUAUGUCAAGGAUUUUCACGCAUGUUUUGGUAGGUGUCUUAGCCUUUGCACAUAUUUGUAAAUAAUGAACUAUGCUAUCAAUCUUAAUUUACAAUACAUUUACACAUAACUGCAGAUAACUAAUGAGACUAUGUAGCUAGUAAUUUAUGCCAAUAAAUUUAUUAUGCCAUACAUACAAAUUGCUCUGAAUGGACUAGAAAGUAGGACCAGAAAAAGUUGUAGUUUGCACAAAUUCUAUUCAGCUUCAUUGCUCAUCUCACCAACAGGGUGUGACCCUUCAUGUUAAAUGUUAGUCAUACUUCCAUUCAUUAGACUAGAAGUUAAAGGCAAACUGCGAUGGAAAAGAAAGUAGCUGGUUAACCUGUGGGUACUGGCAAUUUCAAGCAUUUUCAAAAC